GACCAACAGAAAUGCGUUUACCUGUACAUGGAGUACUGCAAGUAAGCCGUGCGCGCCGCUCCAUAAUUCGCUGCCUAAUAAAUCAGUCGGUGACUUUGGUGUAGGAACGGUGACAUGGCUCAGAUGAUCCGCAAGAACGGCCCGUACACCGAACCCGACGCCAAGGUAUUGUUUGCGCAAAUCGUGUCAGCCAUCGAGUAUUUACACGGCAUAGACGUGGCACACAGGGACCUGAAGCCUGAAAACGUAUUGCUCAAUCAUCAGAACAAAGUAAAGGUCGCCGAUUUCGGGUUGGCCGAUUAUUGCCGAGACUCGCGAGACGGUCGUCGUGUUCUGUCCCACACCCGGUGCGGCACCAAAAUGUACAUGCCACCCGAAGUUCUGAAAAAUCCCAAGGACGGGUACAAUGCCAUUUUCUUCGAUAUAUGGUCAAUGGGAGGCGUAUUGCAUUACAUGUUGACGGGCCUGGUGCCGUUUGACGGUAAACAAAGAACAGAAAUCGUGAAGCAACAGUUGGCCAGAGACAUAGUCAUGUUCAGGCCGAGACACUUGCUCAUGUCCAGCACGUCCGUCAAAAUACUGAUCCAGAAAAUACUCGAGCCUGACGUGCUGAAACGAGCCAGGAUAUCUGUUAUCAAACGAUCCGAGUGGUUGGCCGGAACUUAAUGUUUUUACAUUAGUUUUGUUUUUAACGCUCGACGCUAUUUUAGUAUAAUCGCAUCGACAAUGAGUAUUUUUUUUUCUUAAGU
Daktulosphaira vitifoliae (grape phylloxera) is the source of this 749-nucleotide messenger RNA. RefSeq names its product testis-specific serine/threonine-protein kinase 1-like. Gene Ontology annotation, biological process: mitotic cell cycle; protein phosphorylation; regulation of cytokinesis. Gene Ontology annotation, cellular component: spindle pole; nucleus; cytoplasm. Gene Ontology annotation, molecular function: ATP binding; protein kinase activity. The record is from RefSeq and is a predicted model, not a curated record. Lineage: Eukaryota; Metazoa; Arthropoda; Insecta; Hemiptera; Phylloxeridae. The coding region runs from base 115 to 666 and encodes 183 amino acids. The transcript has 2 exons.